Messenger RNA from Moneuplotes crassus, 1359 nucleotides. The record is from the annotation of a GenBank genome assembly. Lineage: Eukaryota; Ciliophora; Spirotrichea; Euplotida; Euplotidae.
AUUAGGAGUCUGAUGGAAUUAGUACCAGGGUGACAAGCGAAGGACUGUAGUAAUGUAGCUACUUACUUUAAUAAAGACUUUAUGGUCUAUAUAUGUGAUGACCAUUGACAGCCUAGUCAAAGGGAGAACUGAGUGAAACUUGGUGGUAAGACUGAGAUAGAAGAAGUUGAGGGAGCACUUGAAGUUCUUAAGAUGUGUACCAAAAACUUCUGAGUUGCUAUAAACCUAAAUUCUGACCAAGAAGAAAUUAACGAGCGAGUUAUUUUUGCUGAGGAGAUAAAUGAGAAGAUUGCCGAAGUCUCAAAGGAAUUUGAAAAUAUCAAAGAAAAUCCAGAAUUCCAGGACUAUGAAGACAUUAAACUGAAAGUUAAAGGUCUUUGCUCAGAGUUGAAAGAGAACCAAUCUUUUAACAAAUUUUGUAUGGAAAACUACUUCUAUUUGAUUUGAGAUUUUCUAAAAGCCGAGAAAUCCAACAUUAGUAAAAUGUUUGGGUUAGGUCUUAUAAAACAAGAUGAAGAAAGUAAAGAUGAAGGCUAUCCUGUGGAUCAAGACUUAAAAUUAUUAAAGCAGGAAUUUAGAGACUUCAAAAAGAGAGCAACUUCAUGCUUCAGAUUAAAUACAAGAGAAGGACUCUGUCAGUGAUAUAAAUUGAUUACUAAUAAAGAGAUUGAGAAUAAUUAUAUUUCUUGAAAAUUUCAUCUUGAUAUUGCUAACCCUCAAGAUCUAGAAUUUAUAGAACAUAUCAGGAAUAGUACUUGAGUAAAUUUAGAUGAAUUAAGAAUCCUUAACAUGAACCAAAAUAUUGAGAUUGCCAAAGAUUUUAUAUUAUCUUCUUUCCCUAAUAAAGUUGAGAGACUCGAUUUAAAUUACAAUGGACAACUAUGAAAAAUCGAUCAGAUUAUUGAUAUUAUUUGAUAUGUUAGCCCAAGAAUUAAUCAAAAUUUCUUUCUUCAUAACUUUAGCAUUAGCCAGAGCCAAAUGAGAAUUUUAUUCCAAGUUGCAAACCAAAAUUGGAGUUACUUUGGUUUUCCAAACUGUAAACUUGAAUUAGAAACUAUUCCAAAUUUGAAAAGUUUUCUAAACGGAUCAGUAUUUAAAAGUCUUUCCCUACCUUUUUGAGGACGUCCUGAACGCUGAGAUUGGAAGAAUUAUCCAGAAAGGUUUGUAAACUUGAUUAAAGGAUUAUCUCAAAGUAAACAUUUUAAAAAUACCUUGAAAUCUAUUCAAAUGAAUGAAUGAGGAAUGCCUAUUGAGAAAGUACGAGACACAUUAGAUUCUAAUGGUUUCAAUAAAGUAGCAAUUGAGAAUCAUUCAGAGUAAACAAGCCCUAUUCAUAAUUAAUAUUUCAAUUAUAAUAUC